CUUCAAUGAUACGAGAGCUAUCACCAGGUUUGGCUAAAAUAGCCAAAAAUGAGCUGAACGAGAAUCCAAAUCAAGUUCCUAAUGAUUUAAUGAAUAUAAAGGAAUGGAUAUCAAAACAACCUCAUUUAAAAGCGAGGACAGAUGACCAGUGGCUUAUCGCUAUACUCAGAGGUUGCAAGUUCAGUCUAGAACGUGUCAAAGAAAAGAUCGAUCUGUUUUACUCUUUGCGAACAACUGCCCCUGAAAUAACUUUACGACUAAAGCCAACUGAACCCGAAUUUAUAAAUUUUUUGAGGCUGGGUACAUGCGUUAUUUUGCCACAAGCAAAUAAUGAGCAACGACCCUGUGUUAUUCUCAUAAGGCCGGGACGGUAUGAUAUUGAAAAAUACAGUGUAGCUUAUUUAAUGUGUAUUUUAUAUUAUUUAGUUCAGAUUUUAGUUGUUGAAAACGACACCGCCACUGUGAUAGGAACACAGAUAGCUGUUGAUUAUGAGAAAGUUACUUUAAAUCAUCUAGCGGAAGCCACUCCUAGCAUGCUAAGGAAACUGGUAGCUGUUAGUCAGGAGUCGUUGCCUUUACGAUUUAAAGGCAGCCAUCAUGUAAAUGUACCGUCUGGUAUUGAGGUUAUUUUUAAACUGAUAUCUGGAUUCUUGGGUCAAAAAUCACGGGAAAGAUUAAGAAUAUACAAAAAUAAGGAAGAAUUACUGCAAUCUUUACCUAAAGAAACACUGCCUGUGGAAUACGGAGGAACGGCGGGUACCAUCGAUGAGAUAUUAGAUUAUUGGGAAAAAAAAGUCAUCGAAUACAGACCAUGGAUGGAACGAGAAAUGGAGUUUGGAACAGACGAAUCAAAACGGAUAAAGAAGGAUCACGUGGAUCAAGGAUCAUUCCGGAAACUUGAGAUUGAUUAA
Melitaea cinxia (Glanville fritillary) is the source of this 911-nucleotide messenger RNA. Its product is annotated as alpha-tocopherol transfer protein-like. Gene Ontology annotation, cellular component: membrane. The transcript has 7 exons. The coding region runs from base 6 to 911 and encodes 301 amino acids. The record is from RefSeq and is a predicted model, not a curated record. Gene Ontology annotation, molecular function: phosphatidylinositol bisphosphate binding. Lineage: Eukaryota; Metazoa; Arthropoda; Insecta; Lepidoptera; Nymphalidae.